Messenger RNA from Culicoides brevitarsis, 1120 nucleotides. RefSeq names its product very-long-chain enoyl-CoA reductase (gene Sc2). The transcript has 5 exons. The record is from RefSeq and is a predicted model, not a curated record. Gene Ontology annotation, biological process: very long-chain fatty acid biosynthetic process. Bases 13 to 921 code for a protein of 302 amino acids. Gene Ontology annotation, molecular function: protein binding; oxidoreductase activity, acting on the CH-CH group of donors. Lineage: Eukaryota; Metazoa; Arthropoda; Insecta; Diptera; Ceratopogonidae.
UUUAGUCGUACGAUGGCAGUCAUGGAAAUCGAAGUCUUGAAUGCAAAAGAUUCUCGUCCUAUCGGGAAAUGCAGUGUGCAGUCGAAAACGACAAUCGCUGAGGUUAAAGUUCAGGUUCAAAAGUUGAAAAAAGCUUUGUAUCCCGAUCGGCAAAGUCUCCGUUUGGAAAGUCGAGGAAAAACUUUAAAAGAUGAAGACACACUCGAGACUCUUGGGAUCCGGGAUGGCGGAAAGUUGUACGUGAAGGAUUUGGGACCUCAAAUCGGAUGGAAAACUGUGUUUUUGGCUGAAUAUGCGGGACCUUUAGUCGUUUAUUUGUGGAUUUAUACAAGACCUUGGUUAUUCUAUGGCGAUAAAACAGGCCCCAUUAGCGCUUGUACGCACAUCGCAGCUGGUUGUUAUACCUUGCAUUAUGUAAAACGUUUAUUGGAGACAAUUUUCGUUCAUCGUUUUUCGCAUAAUACAAUGCCGAUGCUCAACUUGUUCAAGAAUUGCACUUACUAUUGGGGAUUCACGGCAUACGUUGCGUAUCAUGUUAACCAUCCAUUGUUUACGUCUCCAAGCACUGUUCAAGUUUAUGGAGCUUUGGCUGCCUUCUUGUUGUGCGAAUUGGGCAACUUUUCCGUUCAUAUUGCUUUGAGGAAUUUGAGACCUCCGGGUACGCGAGUGCGAAAAAUUCCUGUUGCCGAUGGAAAUCCAUUGACUUCGUUGUUCAAUUUUGUUUCUUGCCCUAACUACACAUACGAGUUUGGAGCUUGGCUUUCUUUCUCGUUCAUGACUCAAUGUAUUCCCGCAUUUUUGUUCGCCGCCGCAGGCAUGUAUCAAAUGACUUUAUGGGCUCUCGGAAAACAUCGCAACUACAAGAAGGAAUUCAAAGAUUAUCCAAAAGGACGAAAAGCGAUUAUUCCAUUUGUCUUGUAAACGGCAUUCCGCAUUUAGCAUUUUGGUGAAAGGAGUUUGACAAACAAAUAUUUAUUAUUUUCUACUUUAACUCAAAUGGUUUAGGUUGAAUAGAACAAAAAUUUAUUUCCCACACACAAUUUUUCAUGUACUGAAUAAUUUUAAGAUAAUUUUCAUUCGACUCUGAAAACAAAAAAAAAUAAAAAUCUUUUUUUUUUAA